AACGAAGUCUUGCACUUUUCCACUGUUCGUCGUCCGAAAAACAUUGUGCGUGAAAAAUAGUCAGGAAAAUCUUUCUUUUUUAUUAGUUUUUCCCAGUCAUUUCCUCGCGUAGUGAUCCCGAUAAUCGGAAGCAAUCGACGCUUUUGUGAGUCCCCGUAUUGUGGUGGUGUAAAAGUAGUGGAAACCCGCAUUCCGAGUGUUGAUUUCCGAUUGGACCCUAAAAUUUUCACCGUCCACACGAAGGCAAGGCAAGGAACCCCAUUCUGGAGCACUACUUUUUGAUACUACAGGUAGCAGGUACGGGAAUCUCGUUUCACGGCGGAUGGAACAUGCUGAAAUCAGAAGCCUGAUUCGUGGUUCGAGUGGAAUCGAGUAAAUCAGAAUCUAUCCGGCGUCUUAAUUUUCAAAGGACUCGAAGCUGAGUGUACUGAAUUAACUAUUGGACAGUGAAGAAAAGAAACUACUGUUUGAACCCACGAGAGUUAUUGAGGAGAUUAAACUGAGGAGCUGUAGCAGUUGGAUAAAUCCCAAAAGCAAAUCCACACGAUGGAGGAAUCAUACCUAAAGGAUUUGGAAACGGCGGCGCACAUCAUAAUGGCCCCUCCUACGGUGGUCACCAAAGAGCAACGCCAACAAUCGGAAAAUAUCUUUAUGAACUUCCGCAAAACCAAAUCCCCGUACGUCCUGUGCCAGACGAUCUUGGAGAAAUCCGUCGUCGAUUUAGUGCUGUUUGAGGCUGCCGACGUUCUUAAAAAAGCUAUCAUUGCCGAAUGGAAGUACAUUCCGGACCAGGACAAAGCAUCUCUCCGACAGUACUUGCUGAACUACAUCAUCCAGCGGGACAUUCCAGUUUUCAUCCGGGACAAGCUGCUGCAGGUGGUGGCAAUCAUGAUUAAACGGGCUAGCCUGGAGGACGUUGGCGCCGAAAGAGCACAGAUUAUUGAAGAGACGAAGAAAAUGCUCACUUCCGGUGACGUAAAACAGCAAAUCCUUAGCUGCAGUAUCAUAAUGGCUAUUUUGGAAGAAUACUGCAAUAUCGUCCGGUCGGAUGACACCGGUCUUACCACCUACGAGCAUUUCCGCGCAAAGAAGCAAUUUGAAGAUUCAGAACUGCUCAAGGUUUUUGUUAUGACACUUCAAUCGAUGGAGGAACUAAUCAAAAUGUAUGACGCCGGUAAUUCAAUGCAUUCGUAUCUGUUCAAGCAGAUGUUGUCGGUUAUGGAAACCAUUCUGACAUGGGGUUUCUUGCUUCCUAAAUUACAAGUGAUUCGUGUGCUACAACCAUCGCUGUCCAAGAAAAUCAUCGAUACCUCGGAAACGGUGACGAAAGCAUUGCACGCUCCUCCACUACGAUUACACGCCCAGUGGAAAAACAUUAUUUUUGAGCCUAAACUGUUGGAGAUCUUCUUCUACAUAUACUGGAAGACAAGAGAUAACGAGGAGCUGCAACCGAAAGCUUUGAUAUGCAUUCUUCAGUUGUCCACUCUGAAGGGUCCCAUCAUCACCGAGAACAAGGACGAAAGUAUGACCUAUCUGGUCAAUUAUCUAACGCAUUUCCUUUCCAUGCUUUCUACGAUCGAAAUCAAAGAGAAAGAAGCAUACAGUUUUUCACUUAUAUUGAGAAAAUUGCUUCAGCUUCUACCACGAGCAGAGAUCAAAGGACUUCCGAACAGCCUGUUUGAAGCUUACAUGCAACAAAACUUGACAUUAACGCUAAAAUUUAUUGAACUCUCCGCGAUGGAGGAAGCCAUGACCCCGGAUGAAACAGUGUACAUCGACGCUUUGGGCAACCUGCUAGAGAUUUGGCUACACAUUCUCAACGACAAGGAAAACUAUCCGAUCGAAGCUAUGGUACCCUUCAUCACGCAAAUGUUUGAAAAGUACAUUCAGUAUCACCUCGCUGCACCAGACGGAAUGCGAGGCGUUGGUCGAGAUGGAGAUUCAAUCGACGAAAUUGCCGAGUUUGAGGAAUCCGAUCGGGAGCGUUUCAAAGAGCAACUGAUCAUCAUCGGAUACUUUGGACGCGAAAUUUUAUCACAUUCAUUACCAUUGCUCUCGAAAUUGUUGGAGGAUCGAACUCGAAGUUUGGGAACCCAGCUUCAUAUGCUUCAUUCGACUAAAACAAUGGACGCAUGCAGUUCGAAAACUUUGGUAAAUCUUUUUGAGGACAUCCACUGGAUUUUGUUGAUUACUGGUCACGUAUUGGCAUUGGAAGCGGAUGGAGAAUCGGCAAUGAUACCGACGGAGAUUCUGCAAUUCUGUAAUCAGUGCGUUGCCAACAAUGUAACGGAUGUGAACAAUAGCUUAAAGCUGUUGGCUUCUCCCAAUCAAGACAUUCAAGAGAUUGCAAACGCCGAGGUCAAUGCAGAUCCGGUGAUCCGAUUGAUCGCUGCUGGUUUCCGACUGUGCGAGCUGGAGAAGAGUGCCAUCGAAGUACGGAUGUAUCAGUUCCUUAGUCCCGAGUUGAGUACUACAUUAGUAUGGUUCCUGCGGCGAUGGUCCGAUGCGUAUCUGAUGCCGCUCAAUGAAGAUACGGUCAGUGCAACGUUCAAACAAGCCUUCGGAGCUGGAUCUCAAGGUUCGGUUUGGGUAAUAAACUAUCUCCUGAACAAAAUCUGCCUAAAUGCUCAGUAUCUUCGAGCGGAACAGUCCGUCAUUGAGGAAACAUGUGAUCUGUUUUUGGUACUGCUUAGCCGGAAACCACGCUGCCAAGCUAUUUUUGGCUCGGAAUUCUUCCGAUCAAUUUGUGAUCUGAAAAGUGUAGACCUGCCGGUAUCGAUCAAACGAAAACUGUUGAAAGGUUUCGUAAUGGUUGGAGCCAGCGUGGAGAACGAAGAGCUACGAGCAGAUUACUUGGGGAAAAUCCUUCAACCCAUCGAAGACAAGUACAAAAUGUUGAUCUCACAUCAAAAUUUCCAAUCCGUCUACCAGAAUGAGGAUGUUAAACUGAAGGUGAUCGAAAUCCUGGAAGAGCUGAUCGGGUGCGUACAGGGCGCCUACUCUAACUCGUUGACGAUCAUUUUUACCAAAAUUCAAGGCAUUUGCAAAGAGAUUCCUACUUUCUUGAAUUUGUACCAUAAUUAUACGAUUAUUGUCGAGCUGAUUUUGGAGCUAGUUUGUGAGAUCGUGUCCAACAUUGCCAACGUAUCCUCGGAAAAAGCCAUCAGGACGGCCAUCUUGGAGUGCUGCUUCUCGGUGAUCCGAAUCUACGUGAAAAACAACUCCAACCGUGUGUCGUUGGAUACCGCCAACCAGGAUAGUGAUCCGGUGGAUCUGAUUCUUAUUCUUAAACUGAUCAACCACCUAACGUCGAAAUUGCUCUUCACGGAUGACUUUGCCGGUUCGGAUGAAACCAAUGCUCAGUCGUCGGAGAUUUGUAUUUUUGGUAUCACGCACAUCGUACCACUGAUCACGAUCGAUCUAAUCAAGUAUCCAGAUCUCUGUAUGCAAUACUACAGCACGAUCACAUCGUUCAUCGAGGAGAAGUCACAUAUUAUUCCCACGUUGCAUCCAGACUUGCUGAAACAGCUGCUGGGAUCGAUCGAGCUGGGCCUAAGUUCCUUCACUUCGGAAAUCGAGUGCAAGUGUUUGGAAUUCCUGGAAAUCUACGCCAACAGUGUGUACUUCAACCAGGAUCCUCAGGCACCGAUGGCUCAACUGCUGCUUCCGUUCCUCAAGCUGAUGCUAGACAUGAUCUUCGGCCAAAAGAUUGAUUUGAACAACACAAUGGACUGGUACCGGACGGUGUUUGUGAUGAUCUGUUGUUUCCCGGAGCAUUACAAGGAAUUGUUGCACAACUUCCUCAGCGAGCAGUUUGAUUCGGAGGCAAGUUUGGGCAAGGAUCUGGUUGAAAGUAUGGCCACGGUAAGUAAUAUUGAGUUCGUUAACAAUCGGUUAACAAAGUCCAAGUUUAUCGAUAAAUUUGACAAAUUUGUCGUGCUGGUUAGUACAAUGGUGAAGAAAUAAACUGGUUUUAUUUUACUAUUUGGUUACGAGAAAUUGAAUAAGGAAAAAGAAUAUUGCUUUUUUUUUUUGAAACAGUAAAUAUGACUAUCUCUUUUUUGUGUUUCUCUAAAAGUGAUAAUGUACGCUAGAAAAGAUAUCUGCUGUUCUAACAUUUACAUUUCAAUGCUUGAAAGAUAAGAUUCGAGCAUAAACGAUCGAAGAGCACAAAUGAAGAGAUUGACCUACCAGAAACAAAUGGUAACACCAAAAGUCCGGUCGAUGGGUAUCGAAUGAUUGUACUUGUAGAUUAUAUAGGAAACUUUAACUAUGUACUACAUUUGCCAUGUACUGAAGGCAGUUUUGUGUCUUCGUGUUAUGUUAUUCUGCGUUUACUUUUUGUGAUCGUCUUUUAAAUGUAUUGCUAUUUUGAGAAACUUUUUUUUAAUGGGAAUCGUCGAAUGUUUUCUGUAGUACGAUGGAGGAUAGCGAUCGAUCUUGUAAAUCUGUAUGUAGGUAGGAAUGUGUACUUAGAUAGGGGCAUGAACAUAACAGCCAUUUAUUCCUCUUUGUGCGAAUUUCGGUCCAAUCGUUUUUGUUUCAUGUUUUAUCGUUAUCAUCUUUAAACAUUUCGACUUUAAGUAGAGAACUGUACAGUUUUUAAAUAAUUCCAUGGCCUUUCUCUUGUUGAUAGACAUGAUCUUACUCUUACUGACUGUCCUAUAGUCUGUCGAAAAAAAAAGAAUCACUUUACUCUGGAGCACUGUGCAAAGCUUAUGGCAUACAACACAAUCACUUAACAGUUGUAGGUUUACUUUUUUUCCUUUCAAAUUUAAGAAAGUCCUCUCGAAGAAACGGAAACUCUCACGUGGUACGAUUAGGUAACAAAACAUACAUUGUCAUAAAAAAAUAUUAUCGGGAAACGAUCUGAGGGAGGUUGGAUUAGGAAACAAUGUUUUGAGGUCGAAUUUUACACGCACUUUUUGCAUAACUUUUUAGUAACAGUAUCAAAGUAGUGAAUCAAAAUGAAGUAAAAACUAUAUAUUUAUACAAAAGAUGUAAUGUAAUGACGACAUUAAAAUAGUUUUUUGAAUGGAUGAAUAACUUAACGAUCUGUAACGUUUCAGAAUGAACGUCUGAUGUGGAGUUAUUUCAUGUAACGAAAUUGGUAUGAAUUUGUAAACGACUUUCGAUUAUUUAUUCACUUUAUUAUACGCUUCGCUGUUGAAGAGAAAUCGGUCAGACACUAGAGUAUAUUUUACCGUAUAAUUAUUAUAAUUAAGCGUUACAUUUUAUAAAUAGGAUCAGAUUUUUACCAUCGUUAUGUGAACAAAGACUAAACUUCUUAUACCGUUACAUUCAUGUGUGCAUUCAUUGUGCAGCGAUUUUGUGGUGUCACCAAAAGAUUACAUUCAUCAGUUUUUAUUUCGUGUGUAGUUCAUUAGAAAACGUAAACCAUAACAUUUUCUAUAUUUUGAAACCUUGUGAACCUUUUAGAAGCCAUUACUUGUAAAGUUUUUGCGAAAGUACAUUGGACAUCAUCUUUUUCGUGUAAAUAACGUUUUUGUCGGUCAUAAAGUACGUGUUCUGUUGUACUAUAUAUUUAUAAGCCAAGCAUCUUUCCUCGGAAGUGAAACAAUUUAUCUAAAACCCAAUAGAGAUUAUCGAAAUAAAAUUGGAAAAAGUAUAUUUCUCCUUUCUAGUUAAUAUCUACAACACCCAGAAGACAGCCCAGUUUACUUCUGGAGUUUGAACAAAUUGUUGAAAUUUUACUGGCACUCUUUUGAAAACAAUCAAACAUUAGAACACACAAGCAUGAAUACCCAAAACCCAAUCUCUCUUUCGUAGAAUAGAUGGUAAGUUUUAAACAAAGUCAUGAACAGAUAUACGCGCAUGUGUACAACAAAUACAAAUACACCUAUCCACAAAGCAAAAGAACAGCGUUAGAGAAAUGCGUUCAUUCGUAUCAAUAUCAAUUCCCAACCGGAAACAGCAAUCCUGUUCGGUGCUCAAGCCGAAGACAUUGAAAACUAAGACUCGAGAUCAGAAAAAAGCAUUUUGCGCACUCGAAUCGCACGUAACCGCGCAAACCACGCAUGGCAGCAGUUACCGUGCCGCCGUUAGCUCAGUGCUGGAUACGUGUGAAUCGAUGUAACUUAUUACUUUCUAAAAGUACAAAAUAACCAGUCACAUG
This is a messenger RNA of Aedes aegypti (yellow fever mosquito), 6136 nucleotides long. RefSeq names its product exportin-4. The coding region runs from base 547 to 3966 and encodes 1139 amino acids. Lineage: Eukaryota; Metazoa; Arthropoda; Insecta; Diptera; Culicidae. Gene Ontology annotation, molecular function: small GTPase binding; nuclear export signal receptor activity. Gene Ontology annotation, biological process: protein export from nucleus. The record is from RefSeq and is a predicted model, not a curated record. The transcript is spliced from 8 exons. Gene Ontology annotation, cellular component: nuclear pore; cytoplasm.